Messenger RNA from Bombina bombina (fire-bellied toad), 8983 nucleotides. It is a transcript of the gene ADAMTS19, whose product is annotated as ADAM metallopeptidase with thrombospondin type 1 motif 19. Gene Ontology annotation, biological process: proteolysis; extracellular matrix organization. Gene Ontology annotation, molecular function: metalloendopeptidase activity. The transcript has 23 exons. The record is from RefSeq and is a predicted model, not a curated record. Bases 508 to 4098 code for a protein of 1196 amino acids. Gene Ontology annotation, cellular component: extracellular matrix. NCBI's taxonomy places the organism in Eukaryota, Metazoa, Chordata, Amphibia, Anura, Bombinatoridae.
UGCUGCCCUUAUAGUGUGUGAGACAGAGAUAAUGUGUGUGCUGUAAUUCAGUGCAGCAUGUGCAUUUGUGUGACUGCAAAGGGGAUCUGAUCUCUCUCUUUUGUCUGCUGUGCAGCUGCUUAAUAUUUCUCUCUUCCUGCACAACUCUUUACUUUUAUCUGGCUCCUAAUUCAAUGUCUGGUUUAUUUUUCAAUAAGAAGCUCUUGCUUAGUUGUACUCAAUAGAAAACAGCUUACUACCUCUAUAACAUUGCUAGAAAAAAGACACUAUUUCACUGCAGAAAGAAAUCCUUGAACUAAAAUUGAUACUUUUCCCUUUUCUGCCCCCCUUCAAUAAAUCCACACAGACGCCGGUGCAAAAAAAAAAAAAGACAAAGUUGUUCUCUGGGCAGUGAUUAACUAACUUUGCUGGAAAAAAAGCUGGUAAAACCAAUCAGGAAAAGAAACACACAUUGGCAGAUUUAAGAGUUUUUCAACGUCUGCUACAUGUGUUUAGACCAUUAAGUGAAUGGGGCAAGGAAAAGGGAUGGGAAGAUUUCACUGCAACUGCUGGCUUUUAUAUAUUCUGUGUGUCCUGUCAACUCUGAUCAGCACAGGCUUAAUGCACUUGUCACAGUGGGAUGAUGAAUGGGAAGUUGUUUAUCCAUCUGUUUGGGGUUUAGAAAAGACCAAACUAGCUGACAAAGACAGUGCUGUGUUGCUAAAUACUUCUACCCAUUCCAAAAAUCUCAGCUCUGAAGACUCCUUUUCUCUACGCAAUCAAGGUGCUACAAGUUCUCGAGAAGUGCGUUCUGUUUCUUCUUCGUCAUCAACUCCCAAAUACAAACAAAACCAACAUAAUGACAAAGAAGACCAUGAGUUUCAAGAGUUUUACCACUGGCCACCAUUUCAGCAUUUGUCUGGGGGUAAAAGCAUGAACGUGUCUAGAUUAUUUUCUUCAGUUUCAGAUCAUUCAACCAGCAGGCCUAGAAACUCUGCUCAACCUUCUGAAAAUGCUGGAAAGAUGAGACUAAGGAUACCAGCUUUUGGCAAGGAACUCUAUUUAUUGCUGAAAAAGGAUAACCACUUUUUAUCUCCAAAUUUUGUGAUUGAGGAAAGACCUUUAGAGGGCAGAGGAUCGUCUCCUACAGGGGAUACAGAUAGAGACUGCUACUAUAGCGGCACUGUGCUUGGCCACCGUGGGUCUUUGGCUUCCUUUAGCACAUGUGGUGGACUGCUGGGUUUUAUUCAAGUUAAUGAAGACUUCAUUUACGUUGAGCCCUUGAACACCACACUGGCAGUAGCUGGGCAUGCACAUCGCAUAUACAGAAAAAAGAGAUCUGCAGGAGACAGAACUACCGCUUCUCAGCAUCCACAUUGUGGAGUGACAGAUAAAAGAAGAACAACAAAUUAUAAAGCUCCUGAAAAUGGAAGAGGAAAAAGAUAUUCCUAUAAACAAAAUCAAGAAUACAAUAUAGAAACUGUAGUUGUUGCUGAUCCAGCCAUGGUUUCCUAUCACGGAUCAGAUGCUACCAGAAAGUUCAUUCUCACCAUCCUUAAUAUGGUUUACAACCUCUUCCAGCACAAAAGUCUAGGUGUACAGAUGAACCUUCGGGUUACAAAACUUGUCCUCCUUCAUGAAACACCGAUAGACAUGUACUUUGGACACCAUGGUGAGAAAAUGCUGGAAAGUUUUUGUAAAUGGCAACUUGAAGAAUUUGGAAAGAAGAAUGAUAUUCAUUUGGAAAUGUCAACAAGCUGGGGGGAUGAAUAUUCAGCAGUAGAUGCUGCAAUUCUUAUAACAAGGAUGGAUUUCUGUGUCCAUAAAGAUGAACCAUGUGAUACAGUUGGUAUAGCAUAUUUGAAUGGAAUGUGUAGCGAGAAAAGAAAAUGUAUUAUUGCAGAAGACAACGGUCUGAAUCUUGCAUUUACUAUUGCUCAUGAAAUGGGUCACAACAUGGGAAUUAAUCAUGACAACGACCACCCAAACUGUGCUGAUGGCCUUCACAUUAUGUCUGGAGAAUGGAUCAAAGGACAAAAUCUUGGAGAUGUUUCAUGGUCCAGAUGCAGUCGAGAAGACCUUGAAAGAUUCCUCAGGUCAAAAGCCAGUAACUGUUUGUUGCAGACAAAUCCCCAAAGCCUUAGCUCCAUGAUUAUUCCCUCAAAACUGCCAGGGAUGACGUACACAGCAGAUGAGCAAUGUCAAAUUCUGUUUGGACCAACAGCUUCUUUUUGUCAAGAAAUGCAGCAUAUCGUUUGUACAGGACUGUGGUGUAAGUUGGAAGGGGAAAAAGAAUGUAGAACCAAACUGGAUCCUCCAAUGGAUGGAACAGAGUGUGGUACAGAAAAGUGGUGUAGGGUUGGCGAAUGUAUCAGCAAGACAUCAUCUGCAGAACACUUAGCUGGCGAAUGGAGUGCCUGGAACGCUUGUAGCAGGACAUGUGGUACUGGGAUCAGCAGCCGGCAACGGAAAUGUCUUCGUCAAGGCUCUGAAGAAGGACAUUGUAAUGAUCCCAAGAUACAGUACAGAAUCUGUGAAAAUCCUAUUUGUCCUGCUGGAUCACCUGAAUUCAGAGACUGGCAGUGCCAAGCUUUUAACUACAGGUCUUCCUACCACAAGCAGAAAUACCAAUGGCAUGCAGUCAUAAUUGAAGAGAAACCUUGUUCACUUUUCUGCUCUGCGCUCGGAAAAGAUCAGCCUAUACUUGUGGCAGAAAAAGCUUUGGAUGGAACACCUUGUGGCCAGAAUGGGGUGGACAUAUGCUCAAAUGGUAGAUGCCAGAAAGUUGGCUGUGAUGGAAUUUUAGGUUCGUUAUCAAGAGAGGAUCAUUGCGGUAUUUGCAAUGGCAAUGGAAAAUCUUGCAAAAUUAUUAAGGGUGACUUUAAUCAUACUAGAGGAGCAGGAUAUGUAGAAGCAGUGGUGAUACCAGCUGGUGCAAGAAGAAUUAAAGUUGUAGAAGAAACGCCUGCUCAUAGUUACCUUGCUCUCAGGGAUGCCAGCAAACAGACUAUUAAUGAUGACUGGAAAAUUGAAGAGCCAGGAGCAUUUCAGAUGGCCGGAACAACUGUGCAUUAUAUUAGAAGAGGUCUGUGGGAAAAGAUUUCUGCGAAAGGUCCAACGACAUCUCCUCUACAUAUUUUGGUGCUGCUAUUUCAUGAUCAGAAUUAUGGUCUUCAUUAUGAAUAUACAAUUCCUGUAGACCCUGGUCAAGAGAAUCGUAGAGUUAAAGUGAAUGAACCGUUAUUUAUGUGGACACAUUCUGGCUGGGAAGACUGUGAUGCUGUUUGUGGAGGAGGGGAAAGGAAGACCACUGUGUCGUGCACUAAAAUUCUGAAUAAAAAUAUCACCAUUGUUGGCAGCAAAUAUUGCAAAGAACUUACAAAACCAGAUCCACAAAUCAGGAAAUGUAAUGAACAGCCUUGUCAAAUAAGAUGGAUGAUGACAGAAUGGACGUCAUGUUCCAGGACAUGUGGGAAAGGAACUCAAAGUAGGCAGACGGCAUGUACUCAACAACUACGCAAUGGAACACUGAUUACAGCAAGAGAAAGAGACUGCCCUGGAUCUAAACCAGCUUCUACCCAGCGCUGUGACGGCCAGGAAUGUUUCACAGUGUGGGAGGCCGGAGUAUGGUCUGAGUGCUCUUUAAAAUGUGGUAAAGGUGUACGGCAUCGAACUGUGAGGUGCACAAAUCCCCGUAAGAAAUGCCUUUUGUCAUCAAGACCUAAAGAAAUGGAAGAUUGUGAAGACUAUUCAAAGUGCUACAUAUGGAGAACUGGAGACUGGUCUAAGUGUUCUGUGACCUGUGGAAAAGGCAUGCAAUCAAGAGUUAUUCAGUGCAUGCACAAGAUUACAGGAAGACAUGGAAAUGAAUGUUUUUCAUCUGAAAAACCAGCUGCAUACAGACCAUGUCAUCUACAUGCUUGUAAUGAGAAGAUAAAUGUUAAUAAAAUAACUUCUCCACGCCUUGCUGCUUUAACCUUCAAAUGUCUUCAGGACCAAUGGCCAGUAUAUUGCAAAGUCAUUCGUGAAAAAAACCUCUGUCAGGACAUGAGAUGGUACCAACGUUGCUGUGAAACCUGCAGGGACUUUUAUGCUCAAAAAAUGCAGCGAAGGACUUGACAUUCACCUAACUGAUUCUAUUCUAUUACACACCUAUUUAAAAACAAUACAAAAAUAUGCAUACAUACAUAAGCCGAAAUGUUUUCAGUAUUUUUUUAAAUAAUUUUAUCAAUUUAAUUUAUUUUGUGCAGUUUCCACACCACAAUUGCUAUAUAUAUGCAGCACGUGUUUAAACCAGAAAUGCAUACCGUUAGGGCAUCUUUCUACUGUAAUUGCAAUAGAAUAUAUAUAUAUCUAAAUAAUGUGUAAUUUAGUGUAUCAGUUUAAUGCAAAUGGCCAGUAUGUGUAAAUGAAUCAGAUUAUUAUACUUUUUCAGAUAGUGGAGAUGAGACACAAAACUCAUUUUAACUGCAAAUAAACAAAGAUAUUUCUUAAUCUUUUGGAUCUAUUACACUAAAAUAUAGUAAAACUCAUAGUUGUGAUCACAUCAGGUGUCUUUUUGUAAAGAUAAUUGUGAUUUAUAAUAGAGGCAUUACAUAAAGUAGGUGGUGUUGCCCUUAAAUUAUAUAAUGCUGCAAUUUAGUAAAUAGUUAGUAGACGUGUGCCUUGAGUACUGUAGCAAAUAGGAACUGGGCCAUAGAAACAUUAAUAUAUUAAGGUGCUAAACCCAAAUUUGAAAACGGUGCUAAACCAGAAAUUUGGUGCUAUUCAUAAAUAAAGUCAUGAUUUCUGGUAUGCAUUUUUGUUGGCUAAAAUAAAUGUUAAAAUAAUAGAGUGAAUAGAUUAUUAGGGCUAGAUUUACCAAUGUCUGCCCGACAUUGCUGAAUGCUGACAGCAUACGCUGUCGGCAUUUAUCAUUACACAAGCAGUUCACCAGAACUGCUUCUGCAAUGCCGCUCCCUGCAGAUUUGCGGCCAAUCUGCCGCUAGCAGGGGGUGUCAAUCAGCCCGAUCGUAUAGGAUCAGGCGGAUUGAAGACUCAGAGGCAGCGGACAAGUUAUGAAGCAGCGAUCUUAGACCGCUGCUUCAUAACUGCUGUUUCCAGUGAGCCUGAAGGCUCACGCGGAAACAAGGGGAACAAUAGCCAUUCUGCCUAUGAUAAAUCUACCCCUUAGAGUUUAAUCUGUUUUAACACUUUCUUAGCUUUUUUUUCUCUCUGCUGUUCAGAAAAAUAUAAGCAACAGCCAUAUUUUUCAUUUAGGAACAGUAACACAUUCAUUUUAAAAUUCUAAUAAUUGUUAAUACAUAUUUCCAAGAAAAACUUGGUUGACUUCCAAAACAAGUAUAUAAACCCCGAGACAUUUUAAUUUUAGGGAAAAAAAGCACAACCCCUUAUUUUUUAAAAAUUUUUGUAUUUCAUGAACAAUAUCAAUAUUCAUUUUUAUUCUCUGCAAGACUUGUAGAAAAGUUUAAAUAAUUUAUGUUGUGUGUGAUAUAUACUAGAAAAUGAUCAAAUCAGGAAGUUCUAUAGCAUCAUGUGUUUUGUGAGCUAGCUAAUUACAUGCAUGUUUGUAGUGACAAAGUGAUCCUUUUUGUAUAAUAAUUCAACAAAAAAUAAAUAGCACUUUUACAGUUUAACCACUAAAACUCUUAAUUUUAUUCUGGAAAAAACAUUUUUUAGAAAAGGGAAUAGUUAUAAAAUAUCUUAUUACACAGGUGAUAAAUUAUGACGUUUGUGAACAAAACAUUUUUUUUUUGUACAUUUCUGAGCAUACAAACACAUCUAGCAUUGCCAACACGGUUUAUAAAAUAUACCUGUUCAUUUUUCCUAACUUUUGCAAUGCCACCAUCAGAAUAAUCCGCACACACUACUACUGAAGAGGCUUUAAAUCCUCCUAUUGUAGCAUUUCCCUGCAUCAAACAUUCAAGUUUGCAUUGUGUGUUUUGUAAAGAUGAAUCACUUUACCAGUCAUAUUUCUCUGAACACUACUAAACAGCUACACCUUUUACUUACUGACUAAUACAGUACUGUAUAAUUUGCAGUUAGUUUAAAAAUGAGAUCUACAGUAGCCAUUCAUCUUUACAAAACUACAAAGACUUUCAAUUUAACAAAUGUUUUGAUGGAUAAUAUUCGGUAUCCUACUUGAACUGAUAUCUUUAGAUAUCACAUACAUGCAUAAUACCACUUCCAUAACAUUAAAUUAUUUUGGGAGAGGCACAGGAAUUAAAUAUAGUGUCCAGUUGUUCUAACAAAAUAGCAACAAAGUGCAAAAAUAAAAUUACAUUUCAGUAGUAUUUAAACUAACAGCUUAGCAUGAAAUCACCUGGAGGAUUUUUAAAACCAGUGUUAAUAAAACUAAAAUAAGUAAAUGUAUGUUUUCAUUAGAGAUUGCAUUAAACCAAUUAAAUAUUUAAGGUGUUAUUUUUACAUCAUAUGCCUGUAACAGCCAUAAACUAAAGUGUUGCAUGAACCGUCAGCUUGCAUUUACCUUAAAAGUGACACUGAACCCAAUUUUUUUUAUUUUGUGAUUCAGAUAGACUAGACCAUGCAAUUUUAAGCAACUUUCUAAUUUACUACUAUUAUCAAUUUUUCUUAGUUUUCUUGCUAUUGUUAUUUGAAAAAGAAGGCAUCUAAGCUUUUUUUUUUGGUUCAGAACUCUGGACAGCACUUUCUUAUUGGUGGAUGGAUUUAUCCACCAAUCAGCAAGAACAACCCAGGUUUUCACCAAAAAUGGGUCACCAUCUAAACUUACAUUCUUGCUUUUCAAAUGAAGAUACCAAGAGAAUGAAGAAAACUUGAUAAUAGGAGUAAAUUAGAAAGUUGCUUAAAAAGUCAUGCUCUAUCUGAAUAACAAAAUAAAAAAAUUGGGUUCAGUGUUCCUUUAAGUAAAGGGAUCUGCUAUUGCACUGAAGAAACAGAAUGGUCAUUUGACCUUAUCAUAGAAGCAGAGUGGAGACAUUUACUUCUUCAAGUGUGCCAAGUAGAGAGGUCAUAUUUUUAUAUAGAUCUUCCUGAACAUAUUUCUUGUGUCAACUGCUAUCUUAUCAGGACACUAGUGUUCACUCACAUCAACUUGAAUACAAUAUCAAACACUGUAUAUGUUUACACUGAAUCACUGUUGCACUGGUUAAUUGUAAACUAAAUACUUUAAGAACGUUUCUAGGCAGUUUACUAUAAUUGAUUCAAUUUAUUUUACAAUUUUACUUACAUUGACUAUUAAAUGUAAAUGUUGUCCUUGUUAUUUAAGUGGACAUAUAAUGUCAUAGGUUCUUUUACAAGGGGAUUGAAUCUGUAUAUAAAGUACUAGCUGUUUCAGGAGGUAUACAUCUCUGUGCCUAAGUAAUACUGUAUGAUGAUUUGUUACUUAUUGGUAUAGGUUAGUUGCUUUAUAACCUCAUAAAGAAUACAAUAUUGAAUAACUUUGAAUAUUUGAAAGUUGAAGACUUGCUAAAUCUACCUAUUGAUGGUAAUUUAUCAUGGGGCAAUAAGUGAAAGGGACAUGAAACCCACAAUUUUUCUUUCAUUGUUUAGAUACAAUUGGGAAUUUAAACAACUUUCCAGUACUUCUAUUAUCAAAUGUUCUUCAUUCUCUUGGUAUCCUUUGUUGAAGGAGCAGCAUCGCACAACUGGGAACUAGCUGAACAUAUCUGGGGAACAAAUGUCAAGAGGUAUUUAUGUGCAGCCACCAAUCAGAUGCUAGACCUCAGUAAUGCAUUGCUGUUCCUGAGCCUACCUAGGCAUUCUUUUCAACUAAGGAUACUCAGAGAACUAAGCAAAUUAGAUAAUAUAAGUAAACUGGAAAUUUGUUUGAAAUAACAAGCUCUGUCUGAACCGUGAAAGAAAAAAAUUGGCAUUCAUGUCCCUUUAAACAUAACUUUUCAAAUCAUGGUUUCAAUUUUGUAUACUAUAAUUUGGGAACAUAUACGGAGAAGCAUUAGCUUUAAUAAUUAGAUCAUGCACUUUACACUGUUUAUUGAUAAUAUCAAAACUGACUACUCACUUACUUAAUUGUAUGGGUGGUGGACCUAUCCAUUUCAAAGAAUAAACGACCAUUUUAAAUGGCAAACCAACUCUUUUAGGGCUCCCCUCAGUUUUACACCUAAUAAUUAUUGCCAAUGUUUAGAUAAUAUAGUCCAGAAUGUUAUUGGUAAGGAGACCUAUCUGCUUAACCCCUUAUCUAUCAGAGUGGGCAGCAAAAAUGUAGGUUCACUUAUAAUACAGAUGCCAAUUUUUGGUUCCCACAUAUAAUCCAAACAAGCACAUAUUUCCAUAUGCACAGUGUAUAACCAAUAAGCAUAUAGUAUUAUUCAGAAAAGGAUUUUUAAAAAAUGAUUUGAUUUAUAAAAAAAUGUCUAGUAUUUGCAUUGGUAAUAAAUGCUUUUUUGGAUAAAGAAAACUUACAAUUUUAAAUGAAUAUGUUAAACACACAAUUAUGGUAAUUACAGUAUAUAUCUAGUUUUAAAGGAACCUUGAUGUCAAAAUGAAACUUCCAUGAUUCAAAUAAAGUAUACAGUUUUAUAAAACUUUUGCUAGAUUCACAUUUCUCCUAGUAUCUUUUUUUAAAACUAAGUAUUUUUCCAUAAGAGCAUGCAAAAGUAGGAUUAUUAAUAUGGUAAUACAGUAUAUAGCACUGAAAUUAGCAUGCUACAAAACCUACCUAGGUAUUCUAUCACGAAAGAAGCCAAAAUUUGCAGAGGAAAGCAAUAAAUCUGAUAAUUUGACUAAAGAUGCAAACUGGAAAGUGUUUACAAUUCUGCACUAGCUGAAUCAUGAAAGUUCAAUUUUGACCUCUAUUUGCCUUGUCCUCAAAAAGAACCAGUGUCUCAACAAAACAUUUUCUUUACAUUUCCUCAUAACAUUGCAUUUGUUUGCCAUGUGUUUGUUUGUGUAAAAAUAUAUCCUUAGUCUAUUAAAAGUUUGGUGAAUUAUUUGGGAAUGUUAAAUAUUUCUUUAAAAAUAUUAUACUGUUUACCUGAAUUUAACAUUAAAAAAUAUAUUUCAGAUG